AUUACUAUUGUCAAAGAAGUGUUUAUUUGUAUCAAAAGUAUCAAUUUAUCAUCAAUUUUAACCAUUACUUUCAAUUCGCAAUGCUGUCUCCUGACCAUAAGUAAGAGAAACACAGUUAAAUGGAUCUGGAUUCAGAAAGUACAGCUACAUCAAUUGAUGAGAAUACUGAAAAUUUCUGUGAUAAUCCAACUAGAGACACUCUGGCUGAAGGGUUGAUGGGAUUAAUAAAACCGACAGUCGAUUUACUGGAUGAAAAAGUGAGAGCUACAAGAGUGUCACAGUUAGAACUCAAGCAGUGCAUAGAAAGCCUUAGCGAGGAACUGAAACAGAUCCAAGCACUUCAAAAUAAUACUGUAGACCUUGAUGCAUAUGUGAAGAAACUGAUCAAUGCUAAGCAAAGAGUUACUGUGCUCACAAAUGUGCUUCAAAAUUCUCAAGACAGAUUGAAUAAGAUUCAUAUGGCAAUAGAUAAGGAAGUAGUCAAGAGAAAGGUUAUAUUAAAUGAUAUAAUUCAAGACCCAAGUCCUAGCACAUCUAGCAGCUGA
Molecule: messenger RNA, 545 nt
Organism: Acanthoscelides obtectus
Lineage: Eukaryota; Metazoa; Arthropoda; Insecta; Coleoptera; Chrysomelidae
Source: the annotation of a GenBank genome assembly